UCGCGCCGCUGGGAGUCAGUACCAAGUUUCCCAGAGUUGUCGGAGUUGGGAGCGCUCGGAGUGUGUGAUAGCGUUGGCUUCACCUCGUGAUGAGAGUUCCGCGGGAUGACCCGCAGCUCACGGCGCUGGGUGUGUGGUGCUUUAGCGAACUGUUUUUUGUGAAAGAGCCUCAGGACGUUACUGUGUCAAGGAAGGAUCCGGUGGUUUUAGACUGCCAAGCCCGUGGAGAAGCUCCUAUAACAAUUACAUGGCUGAAAAAUGGAGGCAAAGUGUCUGAAAAUGAACGGAUCUACACUUUAUCCAAUGGCUCGUUGUAUAUCACUGAGGUGGAAGGAAAGAAGGGAGAACUGUCUGAUGAAGGAUUUUACCAGUGCUUAGCUCUGAACAAAUAUGGGGCCAUUCUCAGUCAAAAAAGUCACCUCACACUAGCAACCAUUUCUGCAUUUGAAGUCCAGCCACUUUCAACUGAAGUCCAAGAAGGUGGAGUAGCUCGAUUUGCCUGUAAAAUAACAGCAAAUCCUCCUGCCACUGUGACAUGGGAAGUGAAUAGAACAACUUUACCCUUAGUCAUGGACAGGAUAACUGCUCUGCCUACAGGAGUGCUUCAGAUCUAUGGUGUUGAGCAGAAGGAUGCUGGGAGUUACCGGUGUGUCGCCACAACUGCAGCCAAUAGACGUAAAAGCACCGAGGCAGUGCUGAGUGUUAUUCCAGCCUCAGACUUGAAGCCUUUUCACAAGCCAUCUAUAAUAGCUGGUCCUCAAAACAUUACAGCAUCUCUUCAUCAAACUGUCAUACUGGAGUGUGUAGCCACAGGGAAUCCAAAGCCAAUCAUCUCAUGGAGCCGGUUAGACCAUAAGUCCAUUGAUGUCUUCAACACGCGAGUCCUUGGGAACGGGAACCUGAUGAUCUCUGACGUGAGGGUGCAGCAUGCAGGUGUCUAUGUCUGCCGGGCCACUAUUCCUGGCACUCGCAACUUCACAGUGGCAAUGGCAACUCUCUCUGUGCUGGCUCCACCUUCAUUUGUGGAAUGGCCAGAAAGUUUAACAAGGCCUAGAGCUGGUACUGCUCGUUUUGCUUGUCAAGCAGAAGGAAAUCCUGCUCCCAAAAUUUCAUGGUUAAAAAAUGGAAGGAGAAUACACUCCAAUGGGAGAAUAAAAAUGUACAACAGUAAAUUGGUGAUUAACCAGAUCAUUCCUGAAGACGAUGCCAUUUAUCAGUGCAUGGCAGAGAACAGCCAGGGCUCCAUUCUCUCCAGGGCCAGACUCACUGUGGUUAUGUCAGAAGACAGGCCCAGUGCACCUUACAACGUCCACGCUGAAACCAUGUCGAGCUCAGCAAUCCUGCUGGCCUGGGAGAGGCCACUGUAUAAUUCAGACAAAGUGAUUGCAUACUCUGUGCAUUACAUGAAAGCAGAAGGUUUAAAUAAUGAAGAGUACCAAGUGGUCAUUGGAAAUGAUACAACCCAUUACAUUAUUGAUGACUUGGAGCCAGCCAGCAACUACACCUUCUAUAUUGUAGCUUACAUGCCUUUGGGAGCCAGUCAGAUGUCAGAUCAUGUGACUCAGCACACCCUGGAAGAUGUUCCCUUGAGAGCUCCUGAAAUCAGUUUGACGAGCAGGAGUCCGACAGAUAUUCUCAUAUCUUGGCUGCCAAUUCCUGCAAAAUACAGGAGAGGCCAGGUCGUCCUGUACCGUCUGUCAUUCCGCCUCAGCACAGAGACCAAAAUCCAGGUGCUGGAGCUUCCAGGCUCUUCAGAUGAGUAUCUCCUGGAGGGGCUGAGGCCUGACAGUGUCUACUUGGUUCGUAUCACUGCUGCAACAAGGAUUGGCUGGGGAGAGGCGUCUUUGUGGACCUCACACCGAACUCCCAAAGCGACAAGUGUGAAAGCACCAAAGUCUCCCGAGCUGCGUUUGGAGCCCAUGAACUGCACAACAAUUACAGUGCAGUGGCAGCAGGACUCUGAGGACACUGCAGCUGUCCAGGGCUACAAACUGUACUACAAGGAAGAGGGACAGCAGGAGAAUGGACCAAUUCUGUUGGAUGCCAGUGACCUGGAAUAUACUGUCAGUGGUUUGGAUCCUAGAAGAAAGUAUCAUGUAAGGCUGCUGGCAUAUAACAAUAUGGAAGAAGGUUAUCAGGCUGACCAAACAGUCAGCACUCCAGGAUGUGUCUCUGUCCGAGAUCGCAUGGUGCCACCCCCACCACCUCCUCACCACCUCUAUGCCAAGGCUAACACCUCAUCCUCCAUCUACCUUCACUGGGGAAAGCCUGCCUUCACCUCUGCUCAGCUCAUCAACUACACAGUGCGCUGCAACCCCGUGGGGCUGCAGAACGCUUCCCUGGUGCUCUACCUCCAAACGUCAGAGACUCACAUGUUAGUCCAAGGUCUUGAGCCAAAAACCAUGUAUGAAUUUGCAGUUCGAUUGCAUGUGGACCAGCUCUCCAGUCCUUGGAGUCCUGUAGUGUACCACACUACCCUCCCCGAAGCACCAUCUGGCCCUCCAGUAGGAGUGAAGGUGACUUUGAUAGAGGAUAAUACUGCUCUGGUUUCCUGGAAGCCACCUGAUGGUCCUGAAACAGUUGUUACACGGUACACCAUCCUCUAUGCAUCCAGGAAGUCUUGGAUUGCUGGGGAAUGGCAAGUGUUGCACAGAGAAGGAGCAAUGACCAUGGCUUUGCUGGAAAACCUUGUAGCAGGAAACAUCUACUUGGUUAAAAUAGCAGCUUCCAAUGAAGUGGGAGAAGGACCCUUCUCAAAUGCAGUGGAAUUUGCUGUCCUGCCAAAGGAGACAUCGGAGUCUAACCAGAGACCGAAACGCUUGGAUUCUGGAGAUCCCACUACUUAUUCUGACUAUUACCAUCUGGACCAGAAAUCAAUGACUGGCAUUGUUGUUGGGGUUUGCAUAGCCUUGACCUGCAUCCUUAUCUGCAUCCUGAUCUUAAUUUAUCGCAGUAAAGCCAGGAAAGCAUCUGCUCCUAAGCCUGUGCAGCAAAGCACUGACCAGCUGUCACGUACCAGCAUCUCAUUAGCCAGUCCUAAUGACGUGGAGAAGAAUAUUGAAGGAAUUGCAGAGAAUGAAGAAUCCUUAUUGCCAAUGAUAGUGGGAAACAGCUUCAUUGAUGCUAAGGGAGGAUCUGAUCUGAUUAUUAACAGCUAUGGGCCUGUCACAAAGACUAAUGGCAAGAAAAGGUGGCUAUUCUUCCAAGAUGCUAAGAAGACAAAGGCUGAGGAGCCACAGAGGAGGUUCGUGCAGGCGGUGUGUCUGUACCAGCCCGGCCCCGGCGCGCUGCUCCACCCCGGCGGCUCCCCCGGCCAGCGCUCGGACUUCCAGGUGCCCUUCGGCGGCGCGGCCGACACGGAGCAUUCGGCCAACAGCGAAGGGAGCCACGAGACCGGCGACUCCGGGAGGUUUUCUCACGAGUCCAACGAUGAGAUUCACCUCUCCUCCGCUCCGGGCGGCUCCGCUCCGGCCGGCAGCGACUCGAGCUCCGGGAGCCCGGCUGCGAGCGGCUGUGCCGAGAGCCCGCUGCUGCUCGGGGCUGUCCCCGGCCCGCUGCAGAUCCUCCCUGCCCUGCCCAACUGAGCCCGGGCACCCCGGACACCUUCACUGGGUCUGUUCGAAGGACAAUGAACAGCGAGCCAAAGGUUCAUUGUGGAAAGCCUGACUAACCUAGCAGGUGAUCCAUAGUUCUGUUGAAUGUUGGGGGGUAUUUUUCCUAUAUUUUGGUUUGUUUUUUUAAAGCUCGCUCAUUUUGAAUGUUCAGCGGUCAAAAAAUGUGAAAGGAGUGAAGAUUUCUGACUGAAGUUAAAAAUAUGUCACUGGAGCAAAGGGAAGGCUAUUGGCCCUUUUGCUGACUAUCUACCUCAGUUUGCCGAGAGGUGAACUCUGAAUGGCGACUGCUUUACCUCAUUUGUGUUCUAGUUGGUCUCAGCUAUGGAACUGAUGAUACUUCCUAGUAGUGUUGUUUUAUUUUGGGGUUUUUUGUUUUCGUUUGCCCCCCAAGUUGUGUGUAGAGAGUGUGUGAGUGUGUGUGUGCAUGUGGAUGUACUCAGUGAUCAGGGAGUUGUAUAGGUUGGUGGACAAGAUUGUUUAGCUGAAGCUCUGUCUUUAAAAAGAAGGAAACCUCAGAGUAUAAAACGUUAUGAUUUCAUGUGGUUGGCAUAGAGUAUGUUAAAAACUGGGAGAACUGGAACUUCCAUCUAUACAGCCACAUGAAAUCUUUUGUACCUCUUGAUUUCUUAGACCCUCAGUAAGCCUAGGACAGUGCCUUUCCUCAGAAACCGGUGCCAGCAGCUGCUGGCAGGAAAUAUGCUGUAUCCCUGGGGCUCUGGGACAUGCUGGAUUCCCCACAGUGUGACCAAUAUUGCCCCUGUAUUCACAGUUAAGGUUAAAAAUCAUAGCAAAAUCAAGGAGUACUCAACAUUUUCAAACAGCUUGGCCUUGCCUGAGAGUUAUGGAAUAGAUAACAGUGCUGAGUAUUCCAGUAUCACAGUACUUCUUAGCAGUGGUGCCUUGCAUUAUAUAUUAUGAAAUUACUGAUUUGCCUUAUUCCUUUUUAGUAUUCAUGAAGUUCCUUUGGAGUACAGAAAGAUGCCUUAAAUCCUUCUUAGAUGUUUUAAGUAAACUGUAACAUGAGUUUAAAGUUCAUUUUUACCCAUCUUUGAGUGCUGAUAAACAUUGUAGUAUGUCUCAGAACUGGUGUUAGGAUGAAAACCUCCUCCUUGCCUUCACCUAGUGUGCUAUUAGCCAGGAAUUUUAGCUCAGGGAAUGACUUUACCUAUAUGCCAAUCUAAAACUCUGAUUAGGCUACCAUGAGAAAUAAAAAAGCCAGAGCUUUAGUUGAAGAGUCUGUUGAAAGAGGUGAGUAGUGCUACCGCCUCAAACCCAUGCAAUUCCUGUUUUAUACUACCUCCUUUAAAAAUUAUUCUAGUGUUUUUUUGGAUUUUGUUGUUGUUGUUUUUUCCUGUACUCAGGGAACAGUUUGUUACUUUUAAGCUGCCUCACGGAAACGUGGAGCAAACUGACAGGGUAUCAUUUUGUGUUUUAAUAGGAGAGAGCGAGAGACAGGGAGGAGGCUGGAAUCAUCCAAUGUUAUAAACUUGCCUGUAUCUAUAUCCAGUCCUCUUCUCACUCCUCCUCUUUCCCUGUUCUACUUUAAAAAAAGAAAGAAAGAAAGAAAAAGAGAAAAAAAAGAAAAUUAGGCAUAUGUUUUUACUUAAAAAAAAAAUUUAAAAUAUAAUGUUGUGAGAAAUCAACCAUAGGAACCCCUGGCUGUAUUUAAGUCUGUCAGAACUCCCACUGACUUUAGUGGGGCCAAGAUGUCACCUCCAGGUGUGCCAGGCUGACUUGUGUUGCUCUUCAGUCAGAAGUUGUGGGUAAGCCCCACUCUGGUGGUUGGAUUGUGCUGAGGAGUGGGGCUCUGGUUCCUGGAGCUCUUUCCCUUGAACUGUUGCCAGUCCUGGAGCACACAGUACACAUUCACCUCUCCCUAACAGUGUUGAUUCAAAUGCUUGAAGAAUGAUCUUGUACCAAAGACUUUUCUGUGGAAGAGAAGGAAGCCACAUAUUGUCCAAAAUUUAUUGAACUAGUUAAAAAGCUAAGGUUUGAAGAGCUGAAUACAUUUUAUUGUAUAAGUAGUUACUAACAAAAACCGAUAGGGCUUCUUGAUUGUAAUAGCCAAUUGCAUAGGUGAGUUGUAUGCUUCAACAAUUUUAACUACCUUGUUGUUACAAGAGCCUUUAAAGAAAGUUAUAAUGCCAGCAGAUAUCUCCAAAGAAUUCCAAGUGUAAUUUUUUUCUCCAGCAUGUAGUUGAUGAACAGUACAGUAUUAAGAAAAAUAUUUUUUAACAGUUUUUUAUCUACUUGCUGAAGAAAAAGAAAACCUUUUCACCAAAGAUUUAUUUUUGGUCUUGUCAGGCAGAAUGUGUAGUGUACAGCAGAGUACUGUUUUUAGUUAGGUAAAGUGUGAAUUAAUCAAAACUAGAGUAAGAAAGUGUAACUGUAGCAUGAAGUUUCACACUUCAUCUUUCAGAGUAGCCUGUUGUGUUAGUUGCAUUCAGAAAGAGCUGAUAUGCAGAUGGUAACUGCUUCUCCAAAGACUUGUUUGCUGUAAGUACUGGCAGUGGGGUAUCAUUUGAUGAUCCUUGUUACAGGUAAAUACAAUAAUCCUAAACUCUUCUUUCCAAAGACCUAUUCUGUAGUUUAACCUAUGGGUAGUCUGAGAGAAACAGACUUCAUAUAAAAUCUGCCAAUCUUAUAUAGAUGCUUGAAGUUCAGCAGCCAAAGAUUUGAAAAUACUCAGCGUAUUUAGAGAGCAGUGCAUCCAAAAUUGGAUUCAUCACUUAAUGUUUUAUCAAGGUACUUCUUAUCAGCAAAUAAAGAAAACCAAAGAUAUUUAAGGUUACCUCAGCAUAUAGGCAAGCUUAGUUAGGCAUUAAUUAUUCUUUUUCUUUAUUUUUAUGUUAACCAAAUAUAAAACACUUCUCCAGAACCCAGUCUACAUUCAUGUGCUUCCCUUUGGCACAGUCAUGAUUUCUACAGAAAAAAAAUGCUCUCCUCAAAAAUUCAUGGCCUAGUACUAAUAUAUCACAAGAUUUUGUGAGAGAAAAUUUGUCUUACGAUUGAAAAUGCCAGCAAGAAAAGCAAAAGAAUAUCCAGAAAAAUUGUAGAAAUUGAUCAUGUCUCUAUUGAAUUUAAUAGCAGAAUCAAUCCUUCAUAAUUGUAACAGUGCAAAAUUUAAAAGUUUAAAUGCUUUCCUUGAAUCCUUGAAGCCAAUGCGUGUAAUUAUAAAUAUGAUCUUACAAAUGAUAAUUUUUUUCAAAGUUUAUAUCUGUGGCUGUCUAAGGGAAUGAGUUUUUCACUUUGUUCAUUCCAUUUGCCUAGAAAGAACUGGCAGAACACAGCAGGCAGACUGGUUUCAGGUUUUCCAGGUUGUUCUUCUAGGUUACGUCUGUAGAAACUGGGUCCUGGAGAAAAAUAUAUAAUUUCUUAAUUAUGAAUUUUACUAAAUAUGUUCUGGAAGAUGAACAUAAAUGUGAAAUUUAGUGUUACACUAUGUGAAUUGAUUUUGUUUAAAUGUAGUAAGAACUAAGGGGCCAUGGCUGGUGUAAUGAGUGUAUGUGCAACCCUUGUGUUUUAAAAGUAAGCAAAAAUGUUACCGCUGAUGUGACUUGAAAAGCAUCAAAACUUACAGAGGAAACCUCAAAACUGGCUCACUGUGGUGAUGGUGUAAGAGAGAGGAUCUGCCCUUCAGUGCCACAGCAAGGCCUGGAGCCAAAACUAAAUGCUCAGUGUGCCCACAGCUACACUUGUGUGCUUUCCUUAUAUUUAACAAAUACAAAGCACUGUCAUCUUUCAGCAGUUAUCCAGGACUGGGAAUGUGUGUGCUGUGCAGGACAGGGCACAUCACUUGGUUACUUUUUAAUAGCUCUGCUAUUGUAAGAGAAGCCUGAAAAAUCUGCAUACCACUUUCAGUAAUUUCCUAUAUUAGCUCCCCAUUUUUUUGGAUAACUGAUGAUAUUUUUAACAGAAAAGAGUAUCAACAGGUUGCUUUGCCAGUUUUUAAUUAUUCUUAUACUUCAUUCCCUCUCUGGGUUUAAUCCCAUGCUUUAGGUAUGAGCUUCAUCUUGUUUGCCUUGUUCAAAUCAGGGUCCUCAUCCUGUUUCUUUUUAAGCCAAUGGGAGAAUUAAUUUGUAUUUCAGUUUGCAUAGUCUGGACAAACAAAAUAAGCUUUUGUUUGUUUUUUAAAUCUGGACAGUACUGUUAUUUUAAAAGGACAGAAGUCUUAGAUGGUUAAAACUCCUACUGGCAAAUGGAUUUUUGUAAGGUAAGUCAUCAGGGGUCCUCUCCAUGAAUCCAGUAUUAGCCUGUAGUAAACAUGGAAUAUUUCAAGUCAGUUUACCUCUUUUUCAUUGCAAAUCAAGUCAACUUGAAUGACUUCUCAUUUGCUGCAGCCUGGGUGUACACAAGCAUAGUUACUGCUGGUACUCAGUAAAAUGCUACUCUGAGCAAACUCUGAGCUUUUGUUCAUUUUAUGAAUUUUUGUCCAUUUAAUGAAGUUCUUGCAGGGAAAAGUCCAUCUCCUAACAUGGGGAACAUUGUAGGUUUUGCAGGGCACUCCAUGUUUAGCCAAAAAUCCCAUUCAUGGCAACCAGAAAGAGCUGCUCAGGUAUAAUACUGGUGGUAUUUCACAGAAAUCAAUUUACUGACAUUAUUCUCAUAAAAUAGAGAGCAGGAUUACACUUGCUAAUUGCUGAAGUAGUAGUUCUUAGCUUGGACAAUUGUUAUACACUUGCCAGUUGCUGCAGCUGCAGCUCUGCCAAUGGCAGGCAAUCUCUAGAGCAAAGGGAUUCCUGUCUGCAGGAAAUACUGAGCACCUUUCUAAAAUAACUCUAUGUACUGUUUUGGAACAUGUGUUUCAAAACCCACACUUCUGCAAUACAAGUCCAAACCCAAAUCACUUUCUAUUAAUAGAGAAAAGAACACAAAUACAGUUUGGCUCAAAUGUAUGUUUAUUUCUUUGAAAUUCCUCUAGACUUAUGCUGAGCCUACUCCUGAGUGACUCAAAAGGGAUAUCAAAACAUGCUUAAGGUUUUGCUGUGUUGGGUCCUCUGGUUCCAUUGGGCUCCUUCAAAAAAAGUUUUCAGCUUUUCAUGGUUGCAUAUAUUCACAUUGCAUCUGCCUGGUGUGUUUUCAGUGAAGACUGACUGUAUAUGAAAAACUGAUUUAUAUAAAUGUUGCUUUUUGAUUGUUUGGCUUUUUUUUUUUUUUUUUUUUUUAAAGUUGUGAAUGAACUGCCAGUGUAGGAGCCAGGUGUGUGUAUCUGACAUUGUGGUGGUCUGGAUCCUUUCACUCCGUGUGCCAUUUUCUUCCAAGGGCAGCAAUGGCUGACUGGCUAAUGGAGGAUGGAGCUGAAUUGUAUGAAUUUUAUAUUUGUCUCAGGGGAUCAGCUCCAUGAAUUCCAUUGCAUGAGGGAAGCUAAUGUUUGCCCUGAUUUGAAUGUAACUUUUUAAUGUCUUUUAAAAACUAUUUUGUUUAAUAAUGUGGAUUUGUUUUUCUUUUUCUAGCAUUCUAGUAAAUGUUACCUAGUGUGUUGGUUCAUUUUUCCCCUCCAGGGUUGUUUAUAUACUACCCCAAGGUCAUGCCAAAAAAUAAUAGAAGUUUUAAUGCCAAAUGUUUAUGAAACUGCUGUCUAAAUACUGAUUGAUUGCACAGUUGAAAUAAAAGUUUUCCUUAGAAAAA
Molecule: messenger RNA, 9242 nt
Organism: Parus major (Great Tit)
Lineage: Eukaryota; Metazoa; Chordata; Aves; Passeriformes; Paridae
Gene: PRTG
Product: protogenin
Exons: 20
Coding region: 90-3584 (1164 amino acids)
Biological process (GO): cell-cell adhesion; axon guidance
Cellular component (GO): axon; plasma membrane
Molecular function (GO): protein binding
Source: RefSeq, a predicted model, not a curated record